This is a messenger RNA of Penicillium lagena, 3333 nucleotides long. RefSeq names its product 3'-5' DNA helicase (gene mph1). Gene Ontology annotation, molecular function: hydrolase activity; ATP binding; four-way junction helicase activity. The record is from RefSeq and is a predicted model, not a curated record. Gene Ontology annotation, biological process: replication fork reversal; double-strand break repair via synthesis-dependent strand annealing; interstrand cross-link repair. The coding region runs from base 1 to 3333 and encodes 1110 amino acids. Lineage: Eukaryota; Fungi; Ascomycota; Eurotiomycetes; Eurotiales; Aspergillaceae. The transcript has a single exon.
AUGCCCCCCACGGACUCCGCAGAGUCCGAUUACUUCGAAGAUGAUGAUGACUUUAUAGUCCCCAGCACCCCCUGCGACAAACCGUCACCCUCACCUCGUCCCGCCAAACGUCGUCGCGUGGAACAUGAUCACCGCGAUGGGGUUUCCAGCACGGACGAGUUCUCUUCCAUGAAUGGCGGCGACGAUGCUGCCCAAAUUCCCUCUCCCCGCCGAGAAUCGUCCAUGGAUUUUGAAGAGAGACAAGGCCGAUCCAAGUCAAGGAGUUUCGUGCCUAAACGACCCAACACCAGCUAUCAAGAGAACAUGUUCGUCACCCAGCUGACCCAGCCCGAUUCCAGCCCGGAACGGAUUCGUGGACCCCGGUGGAAGAAGCCAGAUCCGGUACCACCUCCGUCGGAUCCUGUGCCUCUUGUACGCGAAAAUGCGCCGCAGAAGGCUCCAAACUACUAUGAUAAUGACGCAGAGUUGAGGGCCGCCAUUGCAGCUUCGCUGGACUCGUUUGAGGGGGAGUCGCGGAAGAUGAUGCCAAAUCUGGGUACAUCGAACAAGGCUCCGCAGAGACUUGGGCAACCGGCAAAUACAGAAUCCCAUAAUGGCUCGGCGGAUGUGUCCUUCUUGGACGAUAUUCCAGAGGAUGCCUUUGAUUCCUCCCCAUCUCUUUCGCCGGUAUCACGACCAGCGCAACCUCCUCCUCCACUACCAGCGGCAACUCGUCCCCUAAAUCGUCAGCCCAGCCUUCGGCAAGCCACGCUUUUCGGAAUGGCUGCCCGGAACCCAAAUAUUCAAACCUCGCGGGAGCGAGGCUGGUCUCCCCCAGACAAAGAUGAGCCUCCGACUCAGCACAAGCUGAACCAUGACGCCUUGGACACCUGGGUAUACCCAACCAACCUGGGCAAUACGAGAGAGUACCAGUUCAACAUCACCCGGGCAGGCCUUUUCCACAACCUUUUGGUAGCAUUGCCCACCGGUCUUGGAAAGACCUUUAUCGCCGCAACGAUCAUGCUCAAUUGGUUUCGUUGGACGAAAGACGCGCAGAUCAUUUUUGUAGCACCGACCAAGCCGUUGGUCUCGCAGCAGGUGUCGGCAUGUUUGGACAUUGCGGGGAUCCCACGAUCAAAGACAACCAUGCUCACUGGAGGGGUGGCGCCAGGUAUUCGAGCGGAGGAGUGGCAGUCCAAACGAGUGUUUUUCAUGACACCGCAGACAUUGACCAACGACCUGAAGACCGGCAUUGCAGACCCCAAGCGCAUUGUUCUUUUGGUCGUGGACGAAGCUCACCGCGCGACCGGUGGCUAUGCCUAUGUGGAAGUAGUCAAGUUUUUGCGGCGAUACAACAAGAGCUUCCGAGUUCUUGCGUUGACAGCGACUCCCGGAUCGACAGUCGAGUCUGUACAGGCAGUGAUUGAUGGCCUGGACAUUUCUCGAGUGGAGAUUCGGACCGAGCAUUCGAUUGAUAUUCGACAAUACGUGCAUGCUCGUAAUACGGAGAUCGAGACCUUUGAGAACUCUGAUGAGAUGAUGUUUUGCAUGGACCUAUUUUCUUCGACAUUGCGGCCACUUGUCGAUCAGCUCCGGACUCUCAAUGCCUACUGGGGACGAGAUCCCAUGUCGCUGACUGCCUACGGUCUAACCAAAGCACGGCAGCAGUGGAUGAUGUCCGAUGCGGGCCGAAACGCCAAUUUUGGUCUGAAGGGCAAGGUCAAUUCGAUAUUCACGGUUCUUGCGAGCUUGGCCCAUGCCAUUGACCUUCUCAAAUACCACGGUAUCGUCCCAUUCUAUCGACAUCUUCUGCACUUCAAAGGAGGCGGCGACGGACAGAAAGGAGGAAAGUAUCAGAAACAGAUUGUGCAAGACGAAAGUUUCAAGAAGCUCUUCAGUCACUUGGAGCCGUGGAGCAAGAAUCCAGAAUUUAUUGGCCAUCCCAAGUUGGAGUAUCUGAAGUCGGUCAUCCUGAACCAUUUCAUGGAUGCAGGGGAAGGCACCGAUUCUUCUAGUAGCAACGGAAAUUCUGCAACACGAGUCAUGAUUUUCGUUCAUUUCCGUGACAGCGCCGAGGAAGUCGCUCGAGUGUUGAAGCGCUACGAGCCCAUGAUCCGCCCUCACGUCUUUGUUGGUCAGUCCAGCGCCAAAGGUUCCGAUGGCAUGGACCAGAAGACACAGCUCCAGAUCAUCGAGAAAUUUAAAGGAGGAACAUACAACACCAUUGUCGCCACCUCGAUUGGCGAGGAGGGUCUUGAUAUUGGUGAAGUCGAUCUCAUCGUGUGCUAUGACUCGUCCGCAUCGCCUAUUCGCAUGUUGCAACGGAUGGGUCGAACCGGUCGUAAACGGGCAGGGAACAUCACCCUGCUUCUGAUGAAGGGCAAGGAAGAAGAGUCCUAUAUCAAGGCUAAGGAUAACUACGAGAAGAUGCAAGAAAUGAUUGCCAGUGGUGCUCGGUUUACAUUCCACGAUGACCGGUCUGCUCGCAUCUUACCCGCUGGUAUUCGGCCAACUUCAGAUAAACGACACAUUGAUAUUCCUCCCGAGAACUCCCAGCAGGAACUGCCCGAGCCGAAACGCAGAGGAAGGGCGCCUAAGAGACCGCCUAAGAAAUUCCACAUGCCCGAUGAUGUGGAGACGGGCUUCACACGGGCGUCCAACAUUGGAGGCGACAGCUCUCGCGAGAAGGUCAAAGCUGCAUUGCCAAAGAAGCGACCUCGAACACCGACCCCGGAGCCCGUGGAUCUUCCAUCGUUGGAAGAAGUGUUCCUCAAUCCAGCCGAGCAGAAAGAGCUCGAGCAUCGUUAUCAGAAUAUCGGAGCUACCUCCCCACAGUAUAUCCGCUUCCCGCGCACCGAUGCUUUCCCUCGGUUGCAACUUGAUGCACGGCCUACCAAGAUCGUCAAGCAUGGCUCUCUGACCCGUCGCAUGAUUGCAGCCUUGCGGAAGAUGGAUGAGACAAGUCUCGAUUGUGAUGAAUAUUUCAAGCAGAUUUUGUCGCAGGCUCCCCCAUCAUCCAGCGAAACUAAACACCCUUCGAUGGGCGGUUCAAGCGUGAAGCCCACUCCCAAGCGCCGGAAGGUGAGCAAGAUGCAGCCAGCGCCUACGUCUCAUACUCGGGCGGUGACUGCCCCCGAGGCCGAUGAUACCUAUGAUGCCGAUAUUUUGGCCCUGUUGUCGACUCCGGACCCUAAACCCAAGCACAAUCAACAAGCUGCUCCUCUUCCAGAAGAUCACCUUGAUGAUGACUUUGAUUUCGCUCUCCCGGAUCCUACAUUUGUGUUCAGUAGCAGUCCUAAGCCCAAGCCUGUCCGGAAGCAAAAACGGCCUAUGAUCGAGGACAGUGAUGAGUGA